This is a messenger RNA of Nematostella vectensis (starlet sea anemone), 3239 nucleotides long. Its product is annotated as ankyrin-1. The record is from RefSeq and is a predicted model, not a curated record. Gene Ontology annotation, molecular function: protein binding; transcription cis-regulatory region binding. Bases 196 to 2607 code for a protein of 803 amino acids. Gene Ontology annotation, biological process: positive regulation of transcription by RNA polymerase II. Gene Ontology annotation, cellular component: nucleus. The transcript has 15 exons. NCBI's taxonomy places the organism in Eukaryota, Metazoa, Cnidaria, Anthozoa, Actiniaria, Edwardsiidae.
CUCAGGAGCGAGCACAGGAAGUGUUCUGAAGACUCCAGUUUGCGUUUGCCAUGUGCUUCCGCUGGCGAUUUCCGGCCUAAAACCAAACGAGAAAUCUGCAAAAUCAAACCAUCUUCUCCACAAGGUUUUCUUCUUAGAUAUCAUAUUCUGCAGGGUAUAAAAACGUCGUCAUUGCAACAACAGAGUGAAUUUGGUAUGAAGGAGAAUGAAAAGUUAUCUCUGGUUGACCUUGGCAAGAAGUUGCUAGAAGCUUCGCGAAAAGGCUUGGACGAUGAAGUCCAGAGCUUGAUGCAGUCUGGUGCGCCUUUCACUACAGAUUGGCUUGGUACAUCUUCACUGCAUCUUGCAGCACAGCAUGGCCAUGCUAAGACAGCUGAGGUGUUGCUGAGGGCAGGUGUUAGCAGAGAUGCAAGAACAAAGGUUGAUAGGACGCCUCUUCACAUGGCUUCACAGAAUGGUCAUCUGGAAAUAGUAGAGCUGCUUCUUUCUUCUGGGGCGUGUGUCAACAACAGAGAUAUGUUAAACAUGACACCUCUGCACUGGGCUUGUGAAUAUAAUCACAGUGAGAUCAUCAAGGCUUUGCUGGAGUCUGGUGCUGAGACCGGAGUGGUCAGCAAGUUUGGGAAGACUCCUCUGGAUAUUGCUAGAGAGAAGUGUGGUGUGACAGAAAUCGCUAUACUUAGUGCUGGACAGGAUGAGUCAGCAGAGUCUAGAAUGGCAGCUAGUGGAUUGGGGAAAAGGCCAGCAGACCGUAUGAAUGUCACAUCAAACAGUAUCAAAAAGAGACAGAGAACAAAGAAGUUCCCUAUGACUGCAGGUUCCUGGACAAGUAAUGAUGGACCACCAGAGGGAGGAAAGGCCAGGAGAAGGACAACAAUGCCAGGGGUACUACCUAUCAAUUCAGCAAUGACUAAUGGGAGGCGGUUAUCAGGGCCGGCACAGUAUCCCAAUGCAGGGUCACCAUCAUUGAGAAGCCCUACAGAAAACUCAAUCGCUUCACUAGUGUCUGCCGCAGAGCUUGUCAAGUCCAAGUCAGAGGGAGCAGCCAGCAACAAAGGCACGUCAGCUACCACUGCUCAGGAUUCCAGUGUACUGGACACGCUAGCAACCCUGGCAACAGCUACUCUUAGCCACAACACUGGACCAACACCCUCAACAUCAAUGCAACAGGCAACUUCUCUUGCUGGAAGAAUCAGUGUUACACCACUCACUCUGUCUCAGAACACCAUAUCUUCCUCUCUUAGUGGUCUAAGCACUCCCCUCACACCGUCCAGUCUCCUACAAAUGCCCUCUCCACUGGCUGCACUAUCUGCCUUGUCUUCACAAACGUCUCCUCUACCCAACAUAGCCAUGUCACCUUUGGCAUUCCCUAUGCCCAUCAAUAUUGGCGGACAUCAAGUUUUGAUGACAGGGACACAGCUUGUGUCAUCUCUAGCUCAGCAAGGAACCUUCCCCUCUGCAUCCAUCACCACAGCUAAUGAAAGUUCCAUGGCAACCUCCUCUACCAUGGCAACAUCUGAUGUGGUGUCCAUGGCUACCAACACAUCCCAAGGGUCCUUUUCACAGACAAUGCUACCACCACAGUUUGUGACAUAUACAAGUGGCCUUGGGCAAGGUCAGCUACCUCCUGGUGCAACUUUCCUGACACAAAUUCCACAUGGUAUGCUUGUUGACUACACUGCGAUUGCCAACAAAGACCAAGCAGGGCAACCAAAGAGUGAAGCAGAAACAAGUAAAGCCCAGGAUAUAAACGUUGGAAAAGUUGAAGAUCAAGCAGCACAAAGCUCUCAAGAGAUGACGGUUACAUUUCAAAUGCCACAGAACGCCCAGGGCAUUUCCCAACAAGUGUUGGCAGAGCAUGGCUUUACCCUCCAGCCAGUCCAGAUUGCUGUACCAUCAUCUGGACAAGACAGCAAUACUUUGACCCAGACACAAAUAUCUGACACUACAAGUGACGUCUCUACGUCAGCCGGUACCCAAGUAGUACAGGUGCAAGUGCCAGCUGGCCAGUUGUUCCACAUACCUACAUCAGCAGAGCAGAUGUCACAGCUCCAGCAGAACCUGAUUCUGAGCCAAUCAAUGGCCGGCAUGCCGCAAGUAGUCAUCAGCCCCCAAAAGAUACCCGGCUCGCCAGCACAGGCCAUGAACACGACGUCGUCGCAGCCUAGCCCAGGCCAGCCGCGCGUGACACAGGCACACCAGCAGCAACAGAUCUCCCAACAACUUCUACAACAGUCUGUACCACAGGGUCUCCUUCAGCAUAACUAUGUUACCCCAGUUCCGCUAUCCGCAGACCAUCAGCAAACAGGAGCACUACCCCAACAGCUAAUUCUCCAAGUACACGAGGAUUAUCGAAAGCUCAUGGAGCAGAAACAAGCAGAGGAGGAACGCUGUCGUAAAGAACUGGAAGAAAAGCUCCAAACUCUAGAACGCGACAGUCACAAGUAUCGCACCGAACUUGAACUGGCACAGAAAACAGCGGAAACAUACAAAGAUAAGCUAGAGGCAGAGGCGCGCGAGAGGGCGCGGCUUAUGAUGAUGUACGAGUCGCCCAAAAAGGAGGAGAUUAAGGAAGAUCAUCUCACAGAGAGCAAGGCGGAUGCCUGAGAAAAGUGUGAAUAAUAUCAGGUUGUACACGUACUCUUGAUGAAAAAGCCUCCAACAUCGCUUGUUUGCUUUGUUGAGGCCUUUGUAUGCAGGAUACUAUUGUGUACACAAAGCUGUACCAUACAUUUUAUCUAUACAAGUACAUGGGGCAACGAACUAUUUAACUGCAGUGAUAUUUCUAUUAGCGGUCACCCUCCGUUAAGAAUCACGUUGAGUCCCAUAGUAUCGACUCAAUGUAAUGGUUGACAUCAAGGUGGCCUCCUGAUAGGAUUAACAGUGCAUCAUGUUUCAUAAGAGCAAGUCUUUUCCACUCUUACCUUGCGCUUCAAGCGCCAGUUGAUGAUGAGCCCCCAAAUGGAUAUCUUAUUUAUUACCUGAUUUUACAUGUACAACAGUGUCUGUGACGAACGCACAAAGUGUGGUAGACUUUCUUGACACUAUCAUUGCUAGGCGGGCAGACCUAGUAUCCAUUUUAAUUUAUAAGUGGCCUUCAAUGCUAGAUUUCUAAAAAAAGUACUUUCUCUGCGAUUCGCUUUUAGAAGCGGAAAUUAUAUGGAUAUAGACAAAUUGUAUAAACCAACCCUAUAUAUAUAUAAGUAUGUUAUUGGUAUUAAAGUGAGUGACGUCGGAAA